AUAAUAAGAGAAUUCUAAAACCAUGUCUCUUCAAGGAAAAAUUGUGAGGGAAAUAGAAAUAAACACACCUCCCCACAGAUUUUACAAACUCUUCAAAGAAGAAAUUUUCGACAUUCCAAAAGCUUGUCCAAAGUUAAUACAAAAAGUUAACAUUCAUGGCAGUGAUUGGAGCAAACAUAGUCACGGUUCGAUCAAGAGUUGGCACUAUACUAUCGAUGACAAAGCUGAAGUUUUUAAAGAACGAGUGGAAUUCGACGACAAGAACCUAGUGAUAAAAUUGGUUGGAUUAGAAGGAGACUUGUUUGACCAUUUCAAAACGUUCAAUGAAAUAUAUCAAGUUGUGAAAAAAGGACCUGGUCAUUGUGCGAUAAUUCUUACUUUGGAAUAUGAGAAACUUCAUGAUGGUCCUCCUUGCCCUGAAAAAUACUAUGAUGCUAUGAUUGACCUUGUCAAGGGCAUUGAAUCACAUCUUAAAAAGUAAUGUUCCUUAUACCCAUACUAUGAUAUGAACAUGUAAUUUUAUGUUGUGUCUUAGAGUUGAUCCUCUAUAAAUAAUGGUCAUCCUCGUGUCAAAUGGAUGA
Molecule: messenger RNA, 581 nt
Organism: Benincasa hispida (wax gourd)
Lineage: Eukaryota; Viridiplantae; Streptophyta; Magnoliopsida; Cucurbitales; Cucurbitaceae
Product: MLP-like protein 328
Biological process (GO): defense response
Source: RefSeq, a predicted model, not a curated record